Molecule: messenger RNA, 573 nt
Organism: Raphanus sativus (radish)
Lineage: Eukaryota; Viridiplantae; Streptophyta; Magnoliopsida; Brassicales; Brassicaceae
Product: transcription factor PRE1
Exons: 2
Coding region: 217-495 (92 amino acids)
Biological process (GO): regulation of DNA-templated transcription; regulation of growth
Molecular function (GO): protein dimerization activity
Source: RefSeq, a predicted model, not a curated record
AGUUUCUAUAUAUUUCAAGCCCCCAACACACUCUCAUAGAUACCUCCUCUCUUUUUUUUUCUUCUUAGUCUUUUCUUUUCAACUUUAAACCUUAUAAAACCAUAAAAGCUAUAUACCUACUUGCCACAGCUCAUUUCUCAAUUUCCUAAACUAUUCUACAAUCCAGUCAGAGUAUAAACAAACAACUUAAGGCUUUUUUUUGCUACAUUGUUUAAUAUGUCAAACAGAAGAUCAAGGCAGUCUACAAGUGCUCCACGGAUCUCCGAUGAUCAAAUCAUCGACCUUGUAACUAAGCUCCGUCAGAUUUUGCCGGAGAUUGGCCAACGUGGUCGUUCCGAUAAGGUCUCAGCCUCGAAAGUGCUGCAAGAGACAUGCAACUACAUACGAAACUUGAACAGAGAAGUUGACAACCUCAGCGAACGUUUGGCUCAACUUCUCGAAUCCGUCGAUGAAAAUAGCCCUGAAGCAGCAGUCAUUAGAAGUCUACUCAUGUAAUCAUUUAUGAGUUUCUAUAUAAUGUCCUUUAUUUUAUGAAAUUUUAAAAGAAAUGAAAUUGAUCAAAUGUUUUGAAAA